AUGCCUAUGGAUCGCCCAGUGGAACGACUUAUGAGUUUGGAGGACAAACAUUUGGACACAAUGUCUAAGUUAAAUUAUGCAGUGAAUUUGUAUCUGAAGGAUAUUCUGAAUUACAGGUCGUAUCUGGCGUUCCGCCACCCGACCAGCCAGGGGCUGCGCAGCUCGCUGUUCGCACCCUUCUGCAGCAGCGUGUGGGUGGCCAGCGGUGCCGUCUGGCUUCUUAUCAUGAGCUCGCUGCGGCUCAUCACGUGGAUCGGCUCGCGCCAAGCGGGCAGCAUCGUGCAGGCUGAGAGCUCCUGGGGCGCCGUCGUCGUCUUCGCCGCCUGCGCUAUUGGCUUACAAGGCACAACGGAGCGGUCGCAGUGGCUGUCGUGGCGCGUGGUGCUGCUGUUCACGUUCCUGCUGUCGCUGAUGCUCAACACGUACUACGGCGCCGCCGUCGUGGGGUCACUGCUCGUACCGCCGCCCAAGACCAUUCGUACGCUGCGACACCUGAUAGACAGCCCCAUACAGGUCGGCAUUGAGGACAUCGGCUACAAUCGUGACUACCUUGAGAAAUCGACAGAUCCAGUUGUGCGCGAGCUGUUCGUACGCAAGGUGUUCCCGCCGACAGCGAAACGGCCAGCCUACUACCAGAUCGAUGUGGGCGUGGAGCGGAUGCGCACGUCGCUGUUCGCAUUCCAGGCGGAGGCGGUAACGAUGUACCCGCUCAUCCUGCGCACGUUCAGUGAACGCGGGAAAUGCGCGCUCUCAGAGAUCAUCCUGGUGCCCCACGGCAUGACCUAUCUUGCCGUCCCCAAGGGCUCGCCGCUGCGGGAGCAUAUGUCGUACGGGUACGAGCCAGACAAUGAGUUAUUUAGGCGCCUGGAAAGAGAAGAGAUGGACGCAUGCUGCAGGCUACGCAAAGUGUGGGAGAGUGGGCUGCUGAACUACCAGGAGCGCAUCUGGCACCCGCCGCGGCCGCCCUGUCUCCAGGCGGGAGAGGCGGAGAGCAUCCGCAUCAUGUCGGUGGCACCGGCAUUCCUCAUAGCCAUUGCAGGCAUCCCGCUCGCCUGCCUCAUCGCCUGCAUCGAGCAACUCAGAGCUCUCCGGGAGCGGCGCGAAAAACACUUGCCAGUAAAAGGACAUCGACAGAAAAGAGCACAAAGGAGACGAAAGAGGUUGCCGCGUUUGCCCCCUCAUAUCCCUAAGCGCUUGUACUAG
Messenger RNA from Schistocerca americana (American grasshopper), 1203 nucleotides. RefSeq lists its product as uncharacterized. The transcript is spliced from 6 exons. The record is from RefSeq and is a predicted model, not a curated record. Lineage: Eukaryota; Metazoa; Arthropoda; Insecta; Orthoptera; Acrididae. Bases 1 to 1203 code for a protein of 400 amino acids.